Molecule: messenger RNA, 1737 nt
Organism: Lepidothrix coronata (blue-crowned manakin)
Lineage: Eukaryota; Metazoa; Chordata; Aves; Passeriformes; Pipridae
Gene: GPR61
Product: G protein-coupled receptor 61
Exons: 2
Coding region: 154-1737 (527 amino acids)
Biological process (GO): G protein-coupled receptor signaling pathway
Cellular component (GO): signaling receptor complex; plasma membrane; endosome
Molecular function (GO): G protein-coupled receptor activity
Source: RefSeq, a predicted model, not a curated record
CGGGGACACUCCCCCCUCCGCCCUCGGGAAGCCCCUCCCGGGUCCCCCCCUCUGCGAGGACUCCCCAGAUGAGCGUGACCGGGGGGCACCUUUGGGUGCUCUGAGCAGACCCCCCCCAGCGAUGUGAGCCCCCCGUGCGAUGCCCAGCGCAGGAUGGAGCCCUCCCUGCCCUCCCCGUGGGGCUGGAACGGCUCCCGAGGAGGGGGGGCCCGGCCCCCCAACAACGGCAGCGCCGAGGGCAAGGCCAAGGACGGCGGGGGGGCCGCGCGGGCCGUGGGGCUGCUCUUCAUGGUGCUGCUCGACCUGACGGCGCUGGUGGGCAACGCGGCCGUGGUGGGGGUCAUCGCCCGCACCCCCGCGCUGCGCAAGUUCGUCUUCGUGCUCCACCUGUGCCUCGUGGACCUGGUGGCCGCGCUGACGCUGAUGCCGCUGGAGAUGCUGGUGGGCUCGGCGCUGGGGGGCUCGCCGGGGCUCUGCCGCGUCUACCUGUUCCUGCUGGUGUGCCUGAGCUCCGUGUGCAUCCUCUCCAUCUCCACGCUCAGCCUGGAGCGCUACUACUCGGUGGUGCACCCGCUGCGCUACGAGGCGCACAUGACGCCCACGCUGGUGGCCGGGGUGCUGGCGGCCGUGUGGCUCAAGGCCGUGGCCACCUCGGUGGUGCCGGUGCUGGGCUGGCUGUCCCCCCCCGAGCGUCCCCCCGCGCCGGGCUGCUCGCUGCAGUGGAGCCCCGGCGCGCCCUGCGUGGUGUUCGUGGCGUUCCUCGCCGCCUUCUACUUCGCGCUGCCGCUGCUCGUCAUCGUGCUCACCUACUGCGCCAUGUUCCGCGUGGCCCGCGUGGCCGCCGCCCAGCGCGGCCCCCUCCCCACCUGGCUGGAGACCCCCCCCCCGGCCCGCCGGCGCUCGGCCUCACUCAGCAGCCGCUCGCCGAUGGUGACCCCCCCGUGCCCGGGGGGAGCCCCCCGCAGCACCCCGCACAGGACGCCGGGCGCGGGGGGGGGCAAGGCGGCCGCGGUGCCGCUGGCCGUGGGGGGCCAGUUCCUGCUCUGCUGGUUGCCCUUCUUCUCCUUCCAGCUCUACGCGGCGCUGGGGGGGGCGCGGGGGGGCGGCGCGGCCGAGACCGUGGUGACCUGGCUGGGGUUCUGCUGCUUCACGUCCAACCCGUUCUUCUACGGCUGCCUCAACCGGCAGAUCCGCGCCGAGCUGGGCCGGCUCGUGGCGACCCUCCUCAAGCAGCCCCCCGAGGAGGGGCUGCGCCUGCCCAGCCGCGAGGGCUCCAUCCAGGAGAACUUCCUGCAGUUCCUGCAGAGCACGGGCAGACCCCCCGAGCCCCCCCCGGGCACCCCCAGACGGGACCUGCCCCCCUCCACGGGCACCCCCAGACGGGACAUGCCCCCGCCGGGAACCCCAAAACGGGACCGGGCCCCCACCCCAGACGGCCCCAAAGGGGACCUGCCCCCCCCGGGCACCCCAAAACGGGACCUGCCCCCCCCGUCCCUGUCACCCCUGUGGGGGGUCGGGGGUCCCAAACGGGACCUGCCCUCCCCGUCCCUGUCACCCCUCUGGGGGAGCGGGGGUCCCUCGGCCGUCCCCAAACGGGACGCGUCCCCCCCUUUCCCCCCCGUGGAUUUUCGCAUCCCGGGGCAGGUGGGGGAGGACGGGGGGGAAGGGGGGGAGUGGGGAGGGGGCGAUGGGGCGUGGGUGAAUCCCCCCGGGGGGUCGGGCAGGGCGGGGCUGUAG